AUGAUUCGCGUGUGGAGGACCUCUGGGGAGGAGCUGGCCUCCGUACCAGUCGAGCAGAAGGACGCACCAGACGCGCUAGGCCGAACCAUCCGGGAUUUGAAGAAACAGUUGCACGCCUUGUGCGGCGUUCCGCGAUUCAGGCAAAGGCUUGUCCAGGACGGCAUCGUGUUGAAUGAUGAUUCCUUAUUGAGCACUCCUGGUGAUGUGCAGCUCGUUCUUCUGCCCUAUACAAGCAUCGACUCAGAAGGCUUGAUACAGGCCGUUCGGCAGGGCAACUUAAAGCAGGUCGAGGAGAUGUUGCAGAGACCCCAAGAUCCCAACCUGGACCGGCGAGUUCAUGGAGUUCAUGACCUCACACCUCUUCAGGUUGCCUCGGGGAACGGCUCUUUGGGACUGGUGCGGCUGCUACUGGAGGCUGAAGCUUCUGUGGACCAGCGAGGCCUGCAGGGCGCCACUUCUUUGCAAGUGGCCUUCGAAAACGGUCAUUUGAAAGUGGUGCACUUGCUGCUGGAGGCUCAGGCUCAUGGCGACGUGUCUUGCCAGAAACGCUGCUUGGGCCGAACACUCCUUCAAAUCGCAGCUGAGAAAGGUCUUGUGGCAGCUGCGCGUUGGCAAAUCCAAGCUGGGUCAAAGCUCAACACCACGACCGAACGUGGCUGCACCCCUCUCUACGAGGCAUCAUGGGGAGGUCAUAGAGAUGUUGUGCACUUGCUGCUGCAGGCACGUGCCGAUGUCGCCAUACCCGACAAGGAUGGGUGCUCUCCUCUUUACGAAGCUGCAUGGAGAAGCCACGCGGACAUCGUGAGGUUGCUGUUGGAGUUUAGAGCGGAUCCCUGCCAAGCGGACUUCUAUAGAAGCAGUCCCGUCCUAAUUGCAUCAAGCAGGGGAUUUGUGGAAGUUGCCAGGGUGUUGCUGGAAGCCAGAGCCCGUGUCAACGAUGCCGACUCGGGUGGCAUCACGCCUCUUCAGAUGGCAUCUGCCAGGGGAUUCGCGUGCGUCGUCCGCCUGCUGUUGGAGUCGAAGGCGGAUGUUGAACAGACCAACAUGGACCGUCGUACUGCUUAUGACAUGGCAUCGAGCAUGGAGAUUCGGCGUCUGCUCUGGCAGGCGAAGGAGUGA
Messenger RNA from Symbiodinium natans, 1119 nucleotides. The record is from the annotation of a GenBank genome assembly. NCBI's taxonomy places the organism in Eukaryota, Dinophyceae, Suessiales, Symbiodiniaceae.